Messenger RNA from Vicia faba (fava bean), 645 nucleotides. Lineage: Eukaryota; Viridiplantae; Streptophyta; Magnoliopsida; Fabales; Fabaceae. The record is from the annotation of a GenBank genome assembly.
AUGGGAAACACCUUAGGAAAAAGCAAAAAAGCAAAGAUUAUGAAGAUAGAUGGAGAAACCUUCAAAGUGAAAACUCCAACCACAUCAAACGACGUCGUCAAAGACUAUCCCAACCACGUCCUCCUCGAUUCUCAAGCGGUAAAACACUUCGGGCUUCGGGCCAAACCCUUAGAGCCCAACCAAGAACUCAAGCCCAAAAAAAUCUACUUCCUCGUAGAAUUACCCAAAAUAAAGCCCGAGGAAGAUAAACCGGCACUACCGAGGAGAGCCCGAUCUAGUGGAAUAAAGAACAUGAAUGCUAAGGAUAGACUCGAGUUGUUAAUGCUAUCAAAACGCUCCGUUUCGGAUAUUUCGUCGGUGAAACCGGGCUUGGGCUUAGACGGGCCCAUGAGGUUGAAGAUGAGGCUUCCGAAAGCCCAGUUGGAGAAGUUGAUGGAAGAGAGUAAUGAUAAGGCUGAAGUGGCGGAGAAGAUUAUGAGUUUGUAUAUGGAAAAAACGAGUGGCGGCGGCGGCGGCGGUGGUGGUGAUGGUGCGGUGGAGCAUGACGGUGUCGUUUUGAGUCAAAAUCGUAAACCACGUGGGAAACGAGUGAGUUUUAGCCCAAUGGAAUUUGAAGAAAGUCACAUUGAAGCAGCUUCUCAAUAG